Tachysurus vachellii is the source of this 1001-nucleotide messenger RNA. It is a transcript of the gene thyn1, whose product is annotated as thymocyte nuclear protein 1. The transcript has 8 exons. Lineage: Eukaryota; Metazoa; Chordata; Actinopteri; Siluriformes; Bagridae. The record is from RefSeq and is a predicted model, not a curated record. The coding region runs from base 159 to 821 and encodes 220 amino acids. Gene Ontology annotation, cellular component: nucleus.
ACAUGAAGCAGAACGUACCAGCCGCCACAGAGACGCAGCCGCCGCCAUUUUGAUUCAGAGUCACGGGUCACAACCCAGGGUUGCCAGAUCCACGCCGAAACGAGCAGUACACAGCAGUAUUGUACGCAGUUCCUUUCUAAAAAUUUUUCGUUUGAAACAUGGCGCCAAAGAAGAGGACCCGAGGUGCUGCCAUAGUGAAUAAGAAAAGUAAAGCCCUCGAAGAUUCACCUGAUGCUGAGGAUGGUGUCGGAGGUGGUAAAAGAAAGAAAGUGGCAUCUGCAAAAGAGUCAGUGAAAGCCGCUUACACUCACUGGCUGAUGAAGUCUGAACCUGAGAGCCGAAUAGAGAAUGGAGUGGAUGUGAAGUUUGGAAUUGAGGACCUGAAAGCUCUCCCUAAUCAAAGAGGCUGCUGGGACGGAGUGAGGAAUUAUCAGGCUCGUAACUUCAUGCGGGAUAUGAAAGUGGGUCAGCAGGCUUUCUUUUACCACAGCAACUGUAAAGAGCCGGGAAUAGCGGGUAUCAUAAAGAUUGUGAAGGAAGCGUAUGUCGACCAUACACAGUUCGACAAGAAAGACGUGCAUUAUGAUCCAUCCAGCAAACCAGAGAACCCUAAGUGGAGUAUGGUGGAUGUCCAGUUUGAGAGGAUGACCAAGCGCUUCAUUCCACUGACUGAGCUGAAGAAAUAUCACCUGAAGCACAAGAGUGAUGGAGGAGCACUGAGUAACAUAGCCCUGUUCACCAAAGCUCGGCUUUCAGUACAGCCUUUAACCACAGAGGAAUUUGACUUUAUCUCGAGUUUGGAGGAUACAGACCCCCUGUGAGGAUAAAAACCAUUAGAGGUUAUAUCUUGGAUCUGACCAAGUCCAUACUGACCACCAAGAUGAAUGAUUAUGGUUUAUUAGCUGUUACCCUGUACAGAGAAAAGCUGGUAAACUUUUGUAUCUUUUGUUGCAAACCAAAAAUCAUUUCCAAUUCAUUAAACUUCCAACUAUGUUCUGCUA